AUGGAAAAUUACGAACAAAAUGAAAACUCAAACAAGAAGCGUAAUUUACGUGAUGAAUUCAAUCAACAACUAGAUCAAAAAGUGUAUGAAUGGUUCGUCGCACAACGUAGUAAAACCAUUCCCAUCUCUGGUCCUCUUUUACAAGAACGAGCACGACAAAUUCGUCAAGAACUAGGUGGUCCAAAUGCUGACGACUUCAAAGCAAGUAAUGGUUGGUUGGAAAAGUUUCGCAAACGUCAUGGUAUACAAUAUCGAACUAUCUGUGGUGAAUCUGCAGCGGUUGACCUUACAACUGUUGACGAAUGGAAAAAGCGCUUAUCAACAAUCAUCGAUAAAUACGAUCCUAAUGACAUUUAUAAUGCCGACGAAACUGGUCUGUUUUUUAAAGCACUACCAAAUCGUUCACUCGUCACGGCCAAAGAUACUUGCAAAGGUGGGAAAAGAUCAAAAGAGCGCUUUACUGUUCUUCUUUGUACCAAUAUGACAGGCACAGACAAAUUAAAACCAUUUCUUAUCGCAGCUAAUCCACGAUGCUUCAAACAUUUAAAUGUUAAAGAAUUACCUGUUACAUGGCGAUCAAAUCGUAACAGUUGGAUGACUGCCAGCCUGUUCGAGGAGUGGCUCGUUAACGUGAACAAAACAAUGAUCAAGCAAAAGCGCAAUAUCUUGUUGUUUAUUGACCAUGCACCAUGUCAUAAUCCUGAUAUUGAAUAUUCCAACAUAUGUGUCAAAUUCUUUCCUCCUAACACAACGUCGAAGCUACAACCACUUGACCAAGGUCAACAUCUUGUGAAACACGUAAUAUCGCGUUGCAUCGUCGCCACCUCAUCAGAUGACAUUAUCAUCACAGCACUUGACGCUGUAACUUGGACAAAAAGUGCUUGGGAAGCUGUCACUCAAUCGACGAUCCGCAACACAUUUCAGGUGGCAGGCUUCGUUGAUUCAAAUGCUCAAUAUACUACUAGUACUACGUUCGAUAAUGAUAGUGAUUCAGACGAAGAAAUUAUUACUGAUGAUAUUACAACAGCAUUAAAAGAUCUCGAUAAGCUUCUUACUCAUAUUCAUAUUGAUGGACAAAGUCUUUCAGCAAAGGAAUUCGUCGAAAUGGACUUAGAUAUACCAGCUUUCAAUGAGUGGGACGACUUCGACAAUAAUGUGACCAUCGUCGAUGAAGAAUAUGGCAACAAAAAUCAAAACAAUAACGACGAGGACGAUGAUAUACCGACUGAAGCACCACCAAAGUUCAUUGACGCAAUGGAAAUGGUCAGACGGUUACAUAUCCUGGCUUCUACUCAACACCCAGAAUUACACUCACUUGUUUCUCAAUUGGAUUCACAACUUACUCAACUCUUUAUUGACUCUAAAGGAGCCAAACAAGCCAAGAUCGAUGAUUAUUUUCGUAAAAAUUAA
Molecule: messenger RNA, 1410 nt
Organism: Rotaria sp. Silwood2
Lineage: Eukaryota; Metazoa; Rotifera; Eurotatoria; Philodinida; Philodinidae
Source: the annotation of a GenBank genome assembly